AUGACCAACGAAAAGAUCGAUCUUUCUAGAGCACGACUGAAAGCAGCUCAAGAUCGGCAAAAAGCCUAUGCGGACAAGAGAAGACGUCCUAUCGAGUUUCAAGUUGGAGAUUAUGUUUUACUGAAAGUAUCUCCAUGGAAGGGCAUAACCCGUUUUCGUAAACGGGGUAAAUUGGGUCCUCGUCAUAUUGGACCAUUUAAGAUUGUAGCCCGAGUCGGGAAGGUUGCUUAUCGCUUAGAAUUGUUGUCUACUCUAGACGGGAUUCACAAUACUUUUCCUGUAUCACAAUUGAGAAAGUGCCUUGCGGAUGAAACGGCGUUCGUGCCUCUUGACGACAUUGAAUUGGAUAAGGGAUUAAACUAUGUUGAAAGACCGAUAGCCAUUAAAGAUGUUAAAGUAAAGAACCUUCGUAAUAAAGCCGUUAGACAAGUCCUUGUACAAUGGCAACAUCAGAAAGGAUCGGAAAUUAAAUGGGAAGCGGAAGAUGAAAUGCGAAAGCACUACCCCUUUUCUCUUCGGUACGUAAAUAAUUAA
This is a messenger RNA of Helianthus annuus (common sunflower), 534 nucleotides long. RefSeq lists its product as uncharacterized. The coding region runs from base 1 to 534 and encodes 177 amino acids. Lineage: Eukaryota; Viridiplantae; Streptophyta; Magnoliopsida; Asterales; Asteraceae. The transcript has a single exon. The record is from RefSeq and is a predicted model, not a curated record.